This is a messenger RNA of Phytomonas sp. Hart1, 1038 nucleotides long. The record is from the annotation of a GenBank genome assembly. Lineage: Eukaryota; Euglenozoa; Kinetoplastea; Trypanosomatida; Trypanosomatidae.
AUGGCGAUUCGGGUGUACUUGGAGUCCGCGCGCUGGACGCACGCCGCGCUGGGGAUCGCCGCGGCCGCCGUUCAGCUUUGCCAGCGCCUCGUCGACGCCCCGACCAGCCUGCUGGACAGCUUCUCCUUCACCGAGAUCGCCCUUCGUUGUGUGGAAAAACUGAAGGCGGCGGGCCACGACGUCGCCGCGGUCGUCUGCGCGGGCGAGGAGCUGCGCGCGCAGGGCUACGGCGGCCUCUACGGCACCGGCAAGGCCGCCGAAUUCCCCCCCGCGAUGGUCACGCUGUCCUACACGCCGAAGCCCGGGAUCGCCCCGGUGGAGAAGGUCGCGCUGGUCGGAAAAGGGAUCGUCUACGACACGGGCGGCCUGGCCUUGAAAUCGCGGGAUGGGAUGGUCAGCAUGAAGCACGAUAUGGGCGGGGCGGCGGCCAUCUUCGCCGCCUUUCUCGCGAUGGCGAAGUUGGGGCUGCCGCUUGAGGUGUCCUGUGUGAUGUGCCUGGCCGACAACGCGGUCGGCCCUCGCUCGCAGCGCAAUGACGACAUCCUCCACCUCAAGUCCGGGCUUUCGAUCGAGAUCAACAACACCGACGCGGAGGGCCGGCUGGUGCUGUCGGACGGCGUCUACCACGCCAGCGCGGAGCUGCCGACCACCCCGGAUAUCAUCGUCGACCUGGCGACCUUGACCGGCGCCCAGGGCAUCGCGACAGGGGUCUACCACGCCGCCCUCUACGCCAAUACCGAGGCCGGCGAGCGGCGCUUCCUGGACGGGGGCCGGCGCUGCGGGGAUCUUUGCUUCCCCGUCGUGUAUUGCCCCGAACUGCACAACCUGGAGUUCCACAGCAACGUCGCGGACUACCGCAAUAGCGUCGCCAAGCGCGCCAACGCCCAGGUCAGCUGCGCGGCCCAGUUUAUCGGGAAUAACCUCGCGGGGGACUUCAAGGGGGAAUGGGUCCACGUCGACCUGGCGGCCCCGGCCACCUACGACGAGGCCACCGGAUUCGGCGUCGCGCUGCUGCUCGAGGUGUUCGGUCGGAAAUAA